UAUAUGUGUGUGUAUAAACCAUCUCAAAUCUCUUUAAAAACGUACCAUUAUACAAAGACCUAGGACAGAGAAUUUCUGUCAGUAAAAGAAAUGGCAGAUCAACAGAUGAGACCAGUGGCGUCUUUCCUUCUGCUGCUGAAUUUCUGCAUGUACGCCAUUGUUCUUGGAAUCGGAGGAUGGGCCAUUAACAAAGCCAUCAACCAUGGCUUCGUCAUCGGUGCGGAUUUCAGCCUUCCUGCCCAUUUUUCGCCGAUACAUUUCCCGAUGGGGAAUGAGGCCACCGGAUUCUUCGUGACGUUCGCAUUGAUCGCCGGAGUCGCCGGAGCUGCGUCGGUUAUCUCCGGCGUCAACCACCUACGUUCUUGGACUCCGGCGAGUCUUCCGGCGGCCUCCACCGCCGCAAUCAUUGCUUGGUCACUCACCCUCCUCGCCAUGGGAUUUGGCUGCAAGGAAAUUGAACUCGAGAUAAGGAAUGCUCGACUGAGGACGAUGGAGGCAUUUCUGAUCAUACUCUCCGCAACACAACUUGCAUAUAUAGCCGCCAUUUAUGGAGCUCGAACAUGAAAAAUACGACUGCUUCUAAAAUUUGUUUGAUUGCAGAGAAAAAGAUGAUCGUUAAUUUGGUGUGCCAUAUUAUUUCUUUUUUUUUUGUCUUUUAUUUUCUCCUUCUUCUUCUCCCUAACUUAUAUAUUAUGUGUGUGUUGUGUGGUUUGGAUUUUGAUUGAUUGGACUUGUACUUAAAAAAAAUAAUAAUAUAUAUUUGUGAAAGAGAGAAAGUUUUAUGUA
This is a messenger RNA of Tarenaya hassleriana, 786 nucleotides long. RefSeq lists its product as uncharacterized. The record is from RefSeq and is a predicted model, not a curated record. The transcript is spliced from 4 exons. Bases 91 to 564 code for a protein of 157 amino acids. Lineage: Eukaryota; Viridiplantae; Streptophyta; Magnoliopsida; Brassicales; Cleomaceae.